Molecule: messenger RNA, 1760 nt
Organism: Dromiciops gliroides (monito del monte)
Lineage: Eukaryota; Metazoa; Chordata; Mammalia; Microbiotheria; Microbiotheriidae
Gene: ARHGDIG
Product: Rho GDP dissociation inhibitor gamma
Exons: 6
Coding region: 256-933 (225 amino acids)
Biological process (GO): Rho protein signal transduction
Cellular component (GO): cytoplasm; membrane; cytosol
Molecular function (GO): protein binding; Rho GDP-dissociation inhibitor activity
Source: RefSeq, a predicted model, not a curated record
GGGAGGGGACGGGAGGCAGCAGCGGCGGCGGCAGCAGAGGUUUCUCGGAGCUUAGAGCUGGGAGCUCAGCGCUCAGCAUCUCAGGCUCCAGCGCCGGCCGGGCAGACAGAGCCAAGGGUCGGUCCAUGGGCCUGCCCUGCUGCCGCUCCUGCUGCUGCUGCUGCUGCUGCUGCUGCUUCUAAGGAGGAGGAGGAGGCGGCGGCGGAGAGGGAGCGGCCGGCAGGCAGGCGGGCGGGGGCCCCGGGAGCCGGCACCAUGCUGGGCUUGGAUAUGUGCGAGCUGGGGGCGCAAGUGCUUGAGCUCCUGUGGCUGACGGUGUGCGCCAGAGAUUUCAUGGCGGACAAGGAAGGCAUCCGGGCUGUCCAUGAGGAAGACCUGGAUGAGGUGGACUUGGACUACAAGGCCCCAGAGAAGAAGACUCUGCAGGAGAUCCAGCAGCUGGACCAAGAUGAUGAGAGUCUAACCAAGUACAAGCAGGCCUUGUUGGGGCCCAUUCCUGAGGCUGUGGAUCCCAGCCUCCCCAACGUGCAGGUGACACGGCUGACGCUAGUGUGUGAGCAGGCCCCUGGACCCAUCACCAUGGACCUGACAGGGGACCUGGAAUCUCUCAAGAACCAGGUGUUUGUGCUGAAGGAAGGCGUGGAUUACAAAGUGAAGAUUUCUUUUAAGGUCAACAAGGAAAUUGUGUGUGGUUUGAAGUAUCUGCAUCACACCUACCGCAAGGGGCUACGAGUGGACAAGGCCGUGUACAUGGUCGGAAGUUAUGGGCCAAGGACAGAGGAGUAUGAGUUUCUGACGCCAAUGGAGGAAGCCCCCAAGGGUCUACUUGUUCGAGGCACCUACCACAUCAAGUCCUUCUUCACGGAUGAUGACAAAACAGACCAUCUGUCCUGGGAGUGGGACCUCAACAUAAAGAAAGACUGGAAGGACUGACCCCCACCCCCCACCUACCCUCUAACCCCUGUCCCACCUGCACCUUCCUCAGCCUCCAUUGGGGUCUAAGGUCACCCUUGGACCAGGCUGGCAGGGACCUUGCCAGGGGGGCUGAGAGCCCAGAAUUGGAGCACUAGGUGUGGGUUCCCCCUUCCUUUAUCCCUCCCAUUUUGGGGUCUUCCUCUGGCCCCUAGAAAGCAACACCCUUAGCCCAGGAAGGGGCUGCCUCCAACUUCCUCCCCCUCCAGCUCCCACCCAUGCCUAACCCCUUACUUCUCCUUGGAGGUCUCCCUCCUGGGGACCUAGCACAACUCCCUUACCCCAAUAGGGAUUCCAAAGCACCUGACCUGAUCCUCUUCCUCCAUUGCAUAACUCUCCUAGCCAUACAAGCUCACCCCAUCAAAAGGCCCUUUCGUGUCUGCACCAGGUUAUACAAACAAUCCCUGACUUGUCAUCCUCUCCCCCUGGUCCUCCCCACUCAGGGUCCAACAGCCGUAUUCCUGGAGGAGGUUUCCAGGGACAGGCGGGAAUAGAGUGGGGUGGAACAGGUGGGGAGCAGUGUAAGCCUUCAGCCAUCCCCACCCACCUGCCGGGGGCUUGUGUCUGUAACCAAAGCUCAUCAGAAUUGCCUUGUGUCCCUUGCCCCUCACCUCUAACCCGUCACAUUCCUGUGGUGGCCCCGGCAUCGCUGGGGCUGGACCACCUGAGAAGGAGAGGCUGUGUUCCUGCCUGGCCCCACCCCCCAAACUGGGGGGUUCCCGUCCUUUCCCCGAUUCCCUGCUGUCUGUGUUCUCAACUGUUCCCAUUAAACUUCAGCGAUUUCUGUC